UCCUUCCAUCGAUUGUGUUUUGUUCGUUCUGUUGUGUUGAACAGUUGUUUUUUUCGAUUCAUCUUUAAGAAGUUAUUUUUGUUUUCAAAUUUAUAGAACACCACAAAUCACAAUAUAAUUUAGCUAUUUUUUUUUUUUGUGUGUCGUAAUAACCAUAGGCUCACUUUCUAAACUAUGGACAAGGACAACAAUACAAACGAAAAUGAUACUGUAGAUUCUGAACAACUGUUCUUUAAGAUUAAUAACAAACAAGUUGUGUUUAAAACUGACAAGCGAACUGUUGAGAAACUAGACGAUGAAGAGGUGUUGAUGAACUAUAUUAAAGCUAUAAUUAAUUCAAGAAUGUUAAUGUCAAAUGGCCGAAAUUUAAUCAAUUAUCCAGUAAAUAUUACAAGAACGGAUGAUUUGGAUACAUCUAGUUCAUUUAUUGAAUUAGAAGUUUCUACUAUUGUACAAGAUGAUGGUGUUGAAGAACUUCAUUGCGCUCUUUUAAAUGAUGGAUCCUUAAAUGAAACCAAACCUUCAGUUGAAUUUAAAUCUGUUAUUGAAAAUCAAAAUGAUGCAGAAAUCAGUCCAUGGAAUGAAUCAUUAAUAAAUGAAACUUACAUUCCUGAUAGUAGUAUGCCAGCUUUAAAAUGGUCUACAGAAAUGACAUCUUUAUUGAUUGCUUUACGUGGAAGUCUUAAUGAAGAAUUUAAUUCAUCAAAAUAUAAAUUUAAAUUAUGGGAACUGAUUGCACGACGAAUGAGUAGUAGCAUGCCUUCGGUGAAAGUUACUGCUAAAGAUUGCGAUGACAAGUGGAGAAAUAUUGCUGCUACAUACCGUAAAAAUAUUGAAAGAAUUAAAUACAUGGGAGAUUUUAGUGUACGGUGGGAACAUUUUUCUGCUAUGGAUGAAAUUCUUAGAGGUACUGAUGAAUUAAAAAUACCAGACUCCUAUAUUGAGGUGGACAAAAUGAUUGAUCCUGUAAAUAGGACUUCUGAAGUUGACAUCGAUAUUGAUGCAGAAAAUAUCAAAGAAGCCAUAAAUACAGAUUCAAACGAUGAUAUGGAUUAUUUUUUUUUGACUUCAACAACUAAUGCAAAUAAUGAAAUACGAUUAUGGACCCAAGAAAUGAUACUUCUUUUGUUUUCAUUACGACGUUCUAUGGCAGAUCGUUUUGACCAUGCAACCAAAGAAACAGAAAAAGAUCUACUAUGGUAUGAAUUAAUUACAAAAAUGAACAAAAGUCUUGGUGGAAACGCUGACAUUGAAUCAUAUGAAGCAGAGUCUUUAUGGAACCAAUGUGUUGAACAAUAUGAAGAAAAUUUAGAUAAAUUAAAAGCCGAAGGACCUGAAAAUGUAAAAUGGCCUUAUUUUGCCAUUAUGGAUCAAAUGUUAGGUGGUACAAUAGAAAUACCAGAUGCCUGUCAUCCACGUCCGGGUGAAGAUUUGGUGCCUGUUUUUAUGCAGGGUGUUUGGAAACAGUCUGAAGUGCGAGAAAUAUUAAACAAUUACAAAGUUGAUAAUGUUAAUAAUGAUGAAGACUCGGAUGCUAGCGAUGAAAGUGUUGUAGAAACAAAAGCUGGAGUAAAAUGGCAUCCAGAAUUAACCCGUAAGUUAAUACAUUUACGCUCGGAUGCAGAAAAUGAAGUGAAAAAAUGGAUUCGUAAACCAAAUUCAAUAUGGACUGUAGUUCUCAAGAAAUUUCGUCGUAUUGGCAUGGUUUUGUUGACUGAACAAGAUUUAGAGAAUAAAUGGAAUAGUUUAGUAAGAGCAUAUAACCGCAGAGUUGCUGGUAUCAGCAAAAGGUCUAAAACCCAUUGGCCAUAUUUCUAUGGGAUACAAAGUGUGAUGAGUAGUAUUGUUGAAAAUGAAAGUGCUCGUUCUUCAACACUUACACAUGAUGGCAGUAAGUCAGAUCAACCACCUGAAUGGUUUAUUAGUUACAUGAAAAGAAAAGAAGCUAGUGAUUCAUAUAAACAUGAACAGUUGAGAAACAUGCUAGCUGACAUACAACACAGCCAAAUGGAAAAUAGAAGAUUGAUACUUUCUAUUUUUAAGAAGUUAUAAUAAAUAUCCUAGUCAAGUACGGUUAUUCUACAUAAAUGUGAUUAUAGAAACAUAUAUUCUUGUAAAUAUAUUAUACUUUCUGUUAUAUAAGGCUGACAGUUAAAUUUAA
Melanaphis sacchari is the source of this 2161-nucleotide messenger RNA. RefSeq lists its product as uncharacterized. The transcript has 7 exons. The record is from RefSeq and is a predicted model, not a curated record. Bases 175 to 2052 code for a protein of 625 amino acids. Lineage: Eukaryota; Metazoa; Arthropoda; Insecta; Hemiptera; Aphididae.